Messenger RNA from Tauraco erythrolophus (red-crested turaco), 887 nucleotides. NCBI's taxonomy places the organism in Eukaryota, Metazoa, Chordata, Aves, Musophagiformes, Musophagidae. The record is from RefSeq and is a predicted model, not a curated record.
AUUGCUGCGCAGAUCUGCCGGCAGGCUGGCCUGGUGAAGAAGUCCAAGGACGUGGUGGACUACCACGAGGACAACUUUGCCAUCGUCUUCGCUGCCAUGGGGGUGAACAUGGAGACGGCUCGCUUCUUCAAGUCGGACUUUGAGGAGAAUGGCUCCAUGGAGAACGUGUGCCUCUUCCUCAACCCGGCCAAUGACCCCACCUGAGCGAGCCCAUGGCUCUGGAUCGAGCGGAUCAUAACGCCCCGAUUGGCCCUGACCACCGCCGAGUUCCUUGCCUACCAGUGCGAGAAGCAUGUGCUGGUGAUCCUGACCGACAUGAGCUCCUACGCUGAGGCCCUGCGGGAGGUGUCAGCAGCCAGAGAGGAGGUGCCGGGGCGCCGCGGCUUCCCCGGCUACAUGUACACGGACCUGGCCACGAUCUACGAGCGGGCCGGGCGUGUGGAGGGCAGGAACGGCUCCAUCACCCAGAUCCCCCUCCUCCCCCUGCCUAAUGACGACAUCACCCACCCCAUUCCCGACCUGACUGGCUUCAUCACCGAGGGGCAGAUCUAUGUCGACCGGCAGCUCCACAACAGGCAGAUCUAUCCGCCCAUCAAUGUGCUGCCCUCCCUCUCCCGCCUGAUGAAGUCAGCCAUCGGCGAGGGCAUGACCAGGAAGGACCACGGGGAUGUCUCCAACCAGCUGUAUGCCUGCUAUGCAAUUGGGAAGGAUGUGCAGGCGAUGAAGGCAGUGGUGGGCGAAGAAGCGCUCUCGCCUGAUGACCUGCUCUACCUGGAGUUCCUGCAGAAGUUUGAGAAGCAAUUCAUCAGUCAGGGUGAGGCGGGUGGCCGGACCCCCACCUCGGUGCUGGACCUCCGCCCCGGAGCCAGGAGGGGGUUUGGAGACCG